UCAGUUCAGUUUGACUUCGGUGCUGAUUCGUCCAGACUUGUCCCGGUAGAUCCCAACACGUACCCAACCAAUUUCAAAAUGAAGUUCCUGAUCACCUUAGCCCUUCUCGUUGCCGUUGCAUCGGCUCGACCGGAUGUGAUGGUUAAGAACCAGGAACUGGACAUCAGUCCCGAUGGCACCUUCAAGCACAACUAUGAACUCGAUGAUGGAACUUUAGUCCGCGCAGAAGGAGAUGCUAACAAUGUCAACGGAUUAUACAGAUACAAGAGCCCGGAAGGAGAGAAUGUCGAGAUCACCUAUGUUGCUGAUGCCCUCGGAUAUCACCCACAGGGUCCCCAGGUUCCAGCCCAGGUGACUAAAGUUCUGAACUACAUCCGUUCCAACUACAAGCUGUAAUAAAAUCUGAAGUGAAAGCAUAA
Molecule: messenger RNA, 419 nt
Organism: Ochlerotatus camptorhynchus
Lineage: Eukaryota; Metazoa; Arthropoda; Insecta; Diptera; Culicidae
Product: larval cuticle protein LCP-17-like
Exons: 2
Coding region: 79-396 (105 amino acids)
Cellular component (GO): chitin-based extracellular matrix
Molecular function (GO): structural constituent of chitin-based larval cuticle
Source: RefSeq, a predicted model, not a curated record